GUUCUCCCUUUGUUCCUUCCUUCCUUCCUUAUUUUUUUUUGGGCUCUUCGAAUACGGCGAAACAGUCCAAAGUUCUCGAGCGCCUUUCAUUACUUUAUUCUAUUACCUUCCUUAACCAUGCAAUCUAUCAAAUGCGUUGUUGUCGGCGAUGGUGCUGUCGGCAAGACAUGUCUCUUGAUUUCAUACACGACCAAUGCUUUUCCUGGUGAAUAUAUCCCCACCGUAUUCGACAAUUACUCUGCUAAUGUCAUGGUGGAUGGCAAGCCCAUCAGUCUUGGUCUGUGGGAUACUGCAGGCCAAGAAGAUUAUGACCGCCUUCGUCCAUUAUCCUACCCACAAACCAAUGUAUUCUUAAGCUGUUUCUCACUCGUGAGCCCGGCCUCGUUUGAGAAUAUCCGAACAAAGUGGUAUCCUGAGAUUAGCCAUCACGCACCCAAUAUUCCCAUCAUCCUAGUUGGUACCAAGCUUGAUUUACGCGAGGAUAGCGAUACAAUCGAGCGUCUUAAAGAGAAGAGAAUGGCACCUAUUACUUAUUCUCAGGCACUUCAGAUGUCUAAAGAUAUUGGUGCUUGCAAAUAUUUAGAAUGUUCUGCCCUCACUCAAAAAGGCCUCAAGAAUGUAUUCGAUGAAGCCAUCCGAGCUGUUCUCUCUCCACCUGAACAGGCUACCAAGAAGAAGGGUUGUUUAAUUCUCUAAUGGAUUAGAUGAGAUACCUCUUUUUUCUUCAUUUAUAUUUACUUUCUCUUUUUAGUUAUAAGCUUUU
Phycomyces blakesleeanus NRRL 1555(-) is the source of this 763-nucleotide messenger RNA. RefSeq lists its product as hypothetical. NCBI's taxonomy places the organism in Eukaryota, Fungi, Mucoromycota, Mucoromycetes, Mucorales, Phycomycetaceae. The transcript has 4 exons. The record is from RefSeq and is a predicted model, not a curated record. Gene Ontology annotation, biological process: cortical cytoskeleton organization; actin filament organization; regulation of actin cytoskeleton organization. Gene Ontology annotation, molecular function: GTPase activity; protein kinase binding; GTP binding. Bases 118 to 696 code for a protein of 192 amino acids. Gene Ontology annotation, cellular component: cytoskeleton; cytoplasmic vesicle; cell cortex.